Molecule: messenger RNA, 699 nt
Organism: Peronospora matthiolae
Lineage: Eukaryota; Oomycota; Peronosporomycetes; Peronosporales; Peronosporaceae
Source: the annotation of a GenBank genome assembly
AUGCAAGUUGCAUUUGCCCAGUCAAAUCUGGCAGGACGUGCCAAGACUUGGGCACUGGGGCUCAAGUUGCACGACCCAUAUGCGUUUGGGUCGUUGGAAGUCUUCAAGUCGCGGCUCAGACAAACGUUUGAACCGCCUAGAGCUGAGUUCAGGGCUCGAACCGAACUCUUGAAGCUCAAACAGGGUAAGCGUGAUGUGCACGCUUACGCGCAACAUAUACGACAUCUCAUGAGUUGUAUAAGUUCCAAUCCGGUGGAUGAACACACGUUGGUUUCGGUGUUCAUGCAGGGUCUUGCGGAUGGUCCCGUCAAGACUCACCUGUUCCGGCUUGAACUAGAUUCACUAGAACAAGCCAUUUCCAUUGCGGAGCAGGAAGACUUCAGUCUGAGACAGGCUCGCGCCAGCUCGACAUCAUAUCGUCAACCGAGACGAUAUGACAGCGGAGGUCCAGAGCCGAUGGAACUCUGUUAUGUAGAGAGCGAGAAGGCUCGCUCUACAGACUACAAGAAGUUGCAGAAAUGCAACAGAUGUCAGAAGACAGGACACUACGCUUACGAGUGUAGUGCCCCUCGUCCAGUGUCUCGCAACACUGGGCGUAGUGACCGUCCACCCAUGAGAAAGGGGCGGGGACGCGGGUCCGCUGUUGGUGCAAAGACGCAACAACGGGAUGGACUGUCAAAAAACGGACAGGAUCAGUAG